Molecule: messenger RNA, 1559 nt
Organism: Cinara cedri
Lineage: Eukaryota; Metazoa; Arthropoda; Insecta; Hemiptera; Aphididae
Source: the annotation of a GenBank genome assembly
AUGUCGACAGAAAGCGAUACCGACGAUGACAAUUUUGUUUUCGAGGAAACAAUAUGUGAACCUGGUCCUUCUACUAGUAAACGAGCUUCAACACAGUUUCUCACUAAAAAACUCGUAGCUGCAUUGGAUACAUGUAAGGUUAGUGAUAGAGACGCAACUCAUUUACUUAUGGCAACAGCUGAAGCGUUAGGUCAAAAUGUCGAAACCUAGAGGAAUGGUACAAAAAUAUCAACUAUCAAAAAGGUAUAUCUGUACUUAGUCAAGUUAAAGUUGUAAAUGAUGCAGCUGAGAGGGGAGUGAAAUUAAUAACUGAUUUCAAUGACAAAAUUACUAAAGACGAGGAACAAAAACAAUUUUUGAUGCAGACAGUUUACGACUACCGGUAUAAGUAUCCUGACGCAAAACGAAGUACACUUUCAAAACACAUUUGAAAAUUUAUAACAAUUUAAAAUUUUACAUUAUAAAUACUAAUUUAAAUAAUAUACUACUUAAGUUUUAAAAUUUUUCUCCUAGAUAUAUAUUUUUUAAAUAAAUUCAUUGUCUACAAAUAAUAUGAUGUACACUUUUUUCAUUAAUUAAAAUAAUUUUUGAGGUAUAUAAAAAAAACGAAAAUACACCCUCUUAAAAGAAAUUUCAACCCUCUUGAGGCACGUCUUAGGGUUGCACUAUCGUUAUAAAAUUACACAGAUAUUAUUUUUUUAUGGUUGAGUUUCAAAUUCGAAGGUGGCGCAGUUGAAAUGUUGAUCUUCAAUUUUAAGGACUACCCUAAUAUAUAUAUAUAUAAUUUAUAAUAUAAAUAUAUAUUGUAUAAUAAUUAUAAUAUAUAUAAUAAUGUAACUAUUAUUUAUAGAAGAGUGUCAUUUACAAAUGAGUAUCGUUCUAGAGGAUAUGCGUGGAAAAAGAAAGUUGCCUAAUACGGAUUUGUUGGCAAGUCCAGAAAAAAAAAAAGAAAUGAAGAUACAGUAUAAGCAAAUGCUUUUUCCCUUUUUAAUAAAACACUAAUCAUAGAUCUUUCAAACAAUGGAACACAUCACAAAAUAUUGCCCGACCCAAGCUGUCAAUAAACCAAUUUUUGACAUUCAUACCAUUUCGACUCUACAAACACUAACCGGAUUGAGAUCACGUGGUACUCUGCUAUAAAACGUUAUCCAACCACAAGUUUCUAUGAUACCAUAAGUUUUAACUAAUUAUGUUCACUUAUAAUUUUUCAUUUUAUUUAUGUUCCAUUUGCAUUAAUUUUUCUUUAAUAAUAUUUUUGAGUUGUCAUGCUUAGUUAAUACUAUACGAUAAUAGGAACAAUUAUUUGAUUUCAGGUGUAAUUGGCGAAAAGUGUUAUAUAUAUAUUUAAUUCUUGUAAUCAAAAUAUUUUAUCGCCCCUAAAAUAAAAAAAAAUAUGCAUGAUAUGUAGUUUUGAAUAUAAUUAUGUAACUGUUUAUUUUAUAGAAGAGAGUCAUUUACAAGUUGAUAUCGGUACAGAUGAUAUGCGUGAAAAAAUGGAGUUGUCUAAUACGGAUUUGUUGGCAAGUCCAGAAGAAGAAAGAAACGAAAGUAUAGUAUAA